CCCGUCCCGUCCCGUCCCGUCCCGGGGGCCAUGGCGUUCCGGCGGCGGACGAAAAGUUACCCGCUGUUCAGCCAGGAGUUCGUCAUCCACAACCACGCCGACAUCGGCUUCUGCCUCGUCCUCUGCGUCCUCAUCGGGCUCAUGUUCGAGGUCACGGCGAAGACUGCCUUCCUAUUUAUUUUACCUCAGUAUAAUAUUAGCAUGCCCACUACAGACAGUGAGACGGUUCAGUAUCACUACGGGCUGAAGGACCUGGUCACCAUCCUUUUCUACAUCUUCAUCGCCGUCAUCCUGCACGCUGUGGUCCAGGAAUACAUCCUGGAUAAAAUCAACAGGCGGCUUCAUCUCUCCAAGAUCAAACACAGCAAGUUCAAUGAAUCUGGGCAGCUGGUAGCCUUUCAUCUCAGCUCCUCAAUCUGGUGCUUCUACAUAAUUGUGAUGGAGGGAUAUUUAUCCAACCCGAGAAGCCUCUGGGAAAACUACCCUCACAUCUAUCUCCCCUUCCAGGUGAAGUUUUUCUACCUUUGUCAGAUGGCAUACUGGCUGCAUGCCCUGCCCGAGCUUUACUUCCAGAAGGUGCGCAAGGAGGAGAUCCCCCGCCAGCUCCAGUAUAUCUGCCUCUACCUGGUCCACAUAGCGGGCGCGUACCUCUUGAACCUGACCCGCCUGGCCCUGAUCCUGCUGCUGCUGCAGUACGUGGCCGAGUUCUUCUUCCACACCGCCCGGCUCUUCCACUUCGCCGACGAGAACAACGAGAAGCUGUUUAACGCGUGGGCGGUGGUGUUCGUGGUCACCCGCCUCUUCACCCUCACCCUCACGGUGCUGACCGUCGGCUUCGGCCUGGCUCGGGCGGAAGACCAGACCUUUGACCCUGAGAGAGGAAAUUUCAACACCUUGCUCUUCAGGCUCUGCGUGCUGCUGCUGGUGUGUCUCUCCCAGGCCUGGAUGAUGUGGCGGUUCAUCCACUCCCAGCUGCGCCGCUGGCGGGAAUACUGGAAUGAGCAGAGCGCCAGGAAAAAAGCCGCUGCCCCCACCGUGCCCCCCCGACAGCAGGCCAAGUUCCUCAGGAGGGAGGCCGGCUACCAUGAAAACGGAGUGAUGAAAGCAGAGAACGGAACAUCCCUCCGAACCAAGAAGCUCAAGUCCCCUUAAAGCCAAAGCCCCGUGAGUGGAAGCGGGCACCAGGAAGGAGUCCUGGGGCUAAGCCACCACACCCUCCUCCUCCUCCUCCAACAGCUGAAAUGUGUCUUCGACAGGUUUCGGGUUUUCCUCCCCCUCCUUUUCUCUGUCCCCUCUUUUUUAUAAACCAUUUUCAAUAAAACCAAAAAUCUCCUUUCCUUUUCCUUCUCACUGAGCCUCCUUCCUGCCAUUCCUCCAGGCUGGGUCACAGAGAAGCCCAGGAUCUCCCGCUCCCUCUCCUCUGGCCUCUGCUCCUAUUCUGUCCCGGCCCCUCCACCCCCUUUCUUCCGUUUCUUUUCCCCUCUCUCUCCCCUUCUCUCCACAGGUGUGUUUUUAUCACUGUGCAAUCUUUUCUCUGUGUAACGUUUGGCCGGGCGGGGAGGGGCCCUCACUCGAAGGAACCUGGAUGCCUCCGGCUCCGGCCCCCAUCUGCUCUCCGGUCGCCCUCAUGGGCAUGGCAGGGAGAGGCUCCAGGCCCACUUCCUGUCAGACCAGGAUAACCCCCUUGGGCCCCGUGGACUACCAGCCAUGCUGCGGCAAGCAAUUGAUGAAUCCUCAACAAAUCGGACAGCUUGGGAGACCACCUGGCCCGUAGGACCACAGGGCGUCCUCCCAGAACAGCCUCCGCCAUCCUCGGCCGUGACCGCUGCAGGCGGCCGACGGGGUGGGGCAGGGCUUCUGAAGCCCUGAGAAGCCGCUCUUCCAUGCAACUAAGUUUCUCCAGCGUCGGACCUGGGGACCCAUCAGGACCGCCCGGUAUUCCUGCCCGUCCGGGCCACGUCGAUGCCUUUCCGGGGCUCGGGGCCUUCUCUGCAUGCUGGCUCGGUCCCGAGGCCUCGGAGAGCCCCGUUUCCGAGCAGCCACAUCUGACCAGAAGCCGAGAGGCACGGCUCCCUGGAAAAGCCCCGGCCCGUUCCUGGAAUUGACAUCGGCCGGCCCUCUGGCCACCCCGGCUGGCCUCUUGGAAGGUACUUCAAGGAAGAGACCUUACAGGAGGAUCCGAGCUGCCAAAUCGGAUGUGGCUGUCUCUGGGACACCAGCGUUUGCUUCACUUCAGACUGGCGCUUUGACGCCCUUUGACCGAGGGAAGGAGGGAGUGGGGGAGGAAGGGAAGGAAGGGAAGGAAGGAAAGAGGGAACGCCUCCCUCCUCUCUGCCUUCCUGUUUCCCGCUGGGGAAGGAGGCGGAGGUAGAGGGGCCGGGAUCGGCUUCCGAAGCGGGAGCGGAGUGGGAGGGAGAGAAGAGACGUAUCGUCGGUCAUCUCCUCCCCGACACCCCGCUUGGGCUCGUCCGCAGGGCCGAAGCGGGAACUGGCCGGUCUCAGGGAAGGACGAGGGCCAUUUCUGCCUCCUGACUAGUUUGAGCCACACCCCGGGGCGACGUCAACAGCUGGCUCCCUGGACUCUCUCCAGAAGAGAUAGUGGCCACCGCUUGCCAGACGGCCCCCAGAUGAGCCAGCUGUUUGUCCCACCUCCCCACCGGCCUCCGGCCUCACGGCUGCAGCCUUUCCGUCCCCCCCACCCUGCCUUUCCGGCCCUGCGGCCAGCAGAGAAUCCUGUUUCCUACCAAAGGCUUUAGCAGCUGGGGUGAGGGUGCCGAGGUAGAGUGAAGCUUUUUCCCUGAUUCCAGGUCCACGAGGGCCCCGGGUUUCAUCCCCUCCCCAAAGUUCCCAGGAUAGCUCUGUGUUGUCCCCAUUCCCAGGAGAAUGACUUUGACUUGGUUUUCUCCAGAGAAAGAGUAGGCAGAAACUGGGUCAGUGUGGUGUCGGGAUCUGGGCAGAAAGUGUAGGAAUGAGGGCCCAGCCUGGUGAGAUUGAGGUUGGGGUGUUAGCCAUUUGGCUAGAGAGAGCUUAGCCCGAGCCCACAGCUUCAGGUCUGCUUCUGGGCUGCUUCAUUUCAGCCGCCGCAACCCAAGUGGAAUGGGCGAGUAUUCAGGAGGGCAUCCCCUCUUCCCUGGCUUUCAGGAGGGUAUUCCCUCGGCCUGGCUUCCAGGAAGGCAACCCGCUCUGCUCCAGCUACCAGGAGAGCACCCUCUCUGUCCUGCUGGCAUUUGAUCUCUUGGCCACAACCGAUGCCAGGUGGCCCUGAUUUGCGGAGGCCGGGUUAGACUCCCUGUAUCCCGUGCGUUCACCCCAUGUCCCAAACCCAAGAGCCGAGCCACCUGCCACGUACCAAUGGUACACACCUGGCUUCUGCCCUCCUCCACCUCCCAACACCCACUCGCUGGGGCGGGAGCGUAAGGGUUGAAUCUACCUCAGAAACCACCGCCUCUCGCAACGCCACCCUGGGUUCUCAUGCCUUACUCUGCGUUGGCCGAUGGCGAUUUGGGAAGAGGGAGAGCGGAGUAGGUGGAUUUGGGAAGGGCAGUUGGACGUCACUUUGGCAGGCGGGGAUGGGCAUCUCUGGGGCAUCGGGAGUCCCUCUUGUGGGAGUGUCACUUUGGCACUUCGAUGGGGCAUCUUCGGCUCGGCCCCGGGCUUGGCUGUGGCAGGUUGGUGGGACCUCUGUGAGCUGCUGAGGAGGGCACUGGACAGGGAGAGGAAGGAUCCGGCUUUGCUGGUAGCUACAGAGAGAGCAGGGAUGGAGCUGAGGGCAGAGAGGAGAUUCUUCUCAUCGUUUACAGUGGCACCUGUGCCCGCAGUGAGAACUCUCUGUGUUUCCUGGCCCGAGAAAUGGCAUCACUGACAAAGGAGGCCCCAGACCCCAUCCUGACAGAUUUUCCUCUGGGACUAGCAUCUCUCCAGUGGGCUGCUUUAGUCAGAGGGAGAAGAACCUCUUCCCGACACAGUGCCCGCUGACCUUCCCCCGGUCUGGCCAAGAGGAUCACCCCCAGGUGCCCGGUAGAAAGCAGCUUGGCCCAGUGGAAAGAGAGGACCUAGGUUCGAAU
Molecule: messenger RNA, 4064 nt
Organism: Tachyglossus aculeatus (Australian echidna)
Lineage: Eukaryota; Metazoa; Chordata; Mammalia; Monotremata; Tachyglossidae
Gene: TRAM2
Product: translocation associated membrane protein 2
Exons: 11
Coding region: 31-1152 (373 amino acids)
Biological process (GO): SRP-dependent cotranslational protein targeting to membrane, translocation; protein insertion into ER membrane
Cellular component (GO): endoplasmic reticulum membrane
Source: RefSeq, a predicted model, not a curated record